Messenger RNA from Rotaria sp. Silwood2, 2058 nucleotides. The record is from the annotation of a GenBank genome assembly. Lineage: Eukaryota; Metazoa; Rotifera; Eurotatoria; Philodinida; Philodinidae.
AUGGCUACAAACUCAGCUGUAUCUGAGAGCAAUGUUGAUUCUAAUAUUAUUAUUAUUCAUGAUGAUGCUCAAUAUCCAUCGGUAAUUAAAGAGUUUUUUUUAAAUUUAUGCGUCAAUACGGAAAAAAAUCGGUGGUCAUCCAAGUGUAAAAUUUGUUCGUCGUCUAUUACUGAUACGUAUAAAACAACUUCAAAUUUUUUAAAGCAUUUGAAGAACAAACACCAAUCUUUGUUUGAAGAAUGGAAAAACAAUCAUGAUCCAUCCAUUAAAGAUACAAAUCAACCGAAAAUAAAUAGUGUCUUUAGUUCUGGUGGUGAAAAAUAUUCGACAAAUAACAAACGACAAAAACAACUCACCAACAGUAUUAUUCAAAAUCUUAUAAUAAAUAUGGGUCUUCCAUUAUCAAUUGUUGAUCAUAUAUCAUUCAAUGAUUUCAUGAAUGAUGUAGAUUCCAAAUAUAAGCCUAUUCAUAGGCGUGAUCUUACACGUUCGUUUUUACCUGCUUUACACAAAAAAUGUACAUCAAAAUUACAAGAAAUAUGUGCUGAAGCAAAGCAUGUCAGUCUUACACUUGAUAUUUGGUGUGAUCGUCGCAUGCGGUCUUAUUUUGGUGUUACUCUACAUACUAUUAUUGAUGAUAAAUAUAAAACAUUUUUACUCUCAUUUGAACGACUUGAAGGAAAACAUACAUCUGAUAAACUUGCAGCAGAAUUCGAUCGAAUAAUUCAGCUUUACAAGUUAAAAGACAAAAUCGUCCGAUUAAUAACUGAUAAUGCAAGCAACAAUCUUGCUGCUUUUGAUAACAUUAUUUUACCUGGAUUUGAUGAUUAUUUUGAUGGAAUAAUAGAUGAUUCAUCUGAAUCUGAAUCUGAAUCUGAAUCUAAUGAUAAAGAAACUGAUGAUUAUACACCUGCAGUUGAUUCAGCAACUGAAGAAGAAUUUGUACGUUUGCCAUGUUUUUGUCAUUGUCUUCAGUUAGUGGUCAAUGAUGGAAUAAAAGCUAGUGCUGCUGCAGUAUCUUCUCUUCAAAAAGUAGCAAGAUUAGCUAAACUUGCUCAUUCUAGUACAGUAUUUUCUGAACGAUUAGAAAAAUUUAAUUAUACUAUUCCAAGAGCAAAUCGUACAAGAUGGAAUAGCCAAUUUCAAACAGUAAAAAAUGUGGUUGAUAUUCCAUCGUCAAUACUUAAUUCAAUUUUAAGUGAUUUAAAGAGGAAUGAUCUUAUUCUUAAUAGUAAAGACAGAAAAGUUUUAGAAGAAUUUGUAUCUUUGUUUGAGUUAUUUAAUGAAGCUACUGUGUUAACUCAAGGUGAAUCUUAUGCAACUAUUUGUCUUGUUGCACCUACUGUUCUUGGUAUACUUUUUGAUCUUGAACGUGAACUUUGUUCUUCCACUUUAACUCUUGUUUCUUUAUGUGAAGCCUUAAUUGCAUCAAUUAAAGCUCGAUUUAGUGGACUUCUUCGUCAUUUUGAAAUCGAUGUACCUUUCAACACAUAUUGUAUGUCAGAACGUUUUUCUGAUGUGAUUUUUCUUAUUUCUCCACUUCUUGAUGCGCGUUUCAAAUUGUUGUGGCUCGAUAGUCUUCAUACUCUUGUAAAACUGCGCGUUGUUGAAAAGAUUCGUGAUGCUUAUGUUCGUUAUUAUUCUAAACUAAAUUUUUCUGUGUUGCAGAAUACUGGAGCCGAUGUGCUGAACACAACUGAACAUAAUAUUGAUGUUAUGACAAAAAGCACGGAUUCACUUACUAAACGAAAAUGUCUUUUUCCAUAUUUGAAGAAAAAUAAAAAAGUUUCGAAUCAAGAUAAAUCAAGGAUUUUGAUUGAACUUGAUGCCUAUUUAUGUGAAGAAAGUCGUGAACAAAAUUUAACUUUUAUCAAAAAACAUUUGUAUCCUUGUUUAUAUCAACUUAGUUUAAAAUACUUGUCAGUGCCAGCGACAUCGGCUCCCAUUGAACGAGUAUUUUCUCAAAGCGGUUUUCUUAUGCGUCCAAAUCGGGCAUCAUUAACUGCAAAAAAUGUUUGUUUACUCACUUUUCUUAAAUGUAAUAAGUUUUUGUUAUGA